Messenger RNA from Knipowitschia caucasica, 1173 nucleotides. Lineage: Eukaryota; Metazoa; Chordata; Actinopteri; Gobiiformes; Gobiidae. The record is from the annotation of a GenBank genome assembly.
AUGGCGGCGUCUCUACUACGGAAACCCGCCUCUUCAGACCUGCUCGGGGUCGGCUUGUUGUUGUUGUUAUUGGUGGUGCUGUGCGAUCGGAGCGUAGGAAAACCGCUGGAAGAAAGCACUGACAAGCGCAGCAACACCCCGAAACCUCCAGUGGUUCUCAUACCCGGGGACUUGGGAAACCAGUUAGAGGCAAGACUGAACAAAUCCACAGUGGUUCAUUAUAUGUGCUACAAGAAGACCGACUUCUUCACUCUGUGGCUCAACCUGGAGCAGAUGGUGCCUGUGAUCAUCGACUGUUGGAUUGACAACAUUAGGCUCAUCUACAACAGGACCACUCACACCAGCUCGUCCCCACCAGGAGUUGAAAUUCGUGUCCCUGGCUUUGGCCAGACAUACCCGUUGGAGUAUCUAGAUCCAAGCAAACGUCCUGUUGGCAUGUAUUUUUUUAAUAUUGUGCAGCAGCUUGUGGAGGGGGGUUACACCAGAGAUGAUGACAUCAGAGGAGCGCCUUAUGAUUGGAGGAGAGCUCCCAAUGAGAAUAAAGAUUAUUUCCUGAAGCUGCAGAACAUGAUUGAAGAGAUGGCGGAAAAGCCACAGAUCUGGAAAGACAAGUACAUCAAGGCUUUCAUUUCUCUGGGGGCCCCGUGGGCUGGAGUUGCCAAGACUCUGCGUGUGGUCGCUUCUGGUGAUAACAAUGCUAUCCCAGUCAUAAGGCCACUUAAAAUUCGAUCUCAGCAGCGCACGGCUGUGUCCACCUCAUGGCUCCUCCCAUACGCUCAUUCGUGGCCAAAAGAUAAGAUAUUUGUGCAGACUCCAACUUUUAACUACACAGUUAUGGAUUACCAGCGCUUUUACAAGGAUGUUGGAUUUGAGGAUGGGUGGUUUAUGCGGCAGGACACUGAGCCACUGGUCUCUGACCUGAAGCCUCCUGGUGUGGAGACUCACUGUCUUUACGGUUCUGGUGUCCCGACCCCGGAGAGCUUCCAUUACUCAAACAAGUUUCCGGAAGUGGAUCCUACUGUAUUGUACGGCGAUGGAGAUGGAACUGUGAACCUGAUUAGUGCUCUGCAGUGUAAAACAUGGCAAACAUCACAACCGUGGAUUAUAUCAAGAAAGUGCUGUUCUCACCCUGAAACACUUGUGGGGAAGAAAAGGGUUUGGAACCUGGGUUGA